This is a messenger RNA of Solea senegalensis (Senegalese sole), 5541 nucleotides long. Its product is annotated as potassium voltage-gated channel subfamily KQT member 5-like. NCBI's taxonomy places the organism in Eukaryota, Metazoa, Chordata, Actinopteri, Pleuronectiformes, Soleidae. Gene Ontology annotation, biological process: transmembrane transport; potassium ion transport. The record is from RefSeq and is a predicted model, not a curated record. Gene Ontology annotation, cellular component: membrane. Gene Ontology annotation, molecular function: voltage-gated potassium channel activity. The transcript is spliced from 14 exons. Bases 384 to 3269 code for a protein of 961 amino acids.
ACAAGACACCAUCCCCCAGUCCACUGUGGGUCUGAUGCAGAAGCUCAGUGCACUUUGAGAGGAAGACGCGUGACGGAGAGAGAGUGAGUUUGGGGAGAGUGUGGUGGGAGGGUGUGAGAGCCCUCCCCCCGCCAAAUGUCUAGAUGGAUUCACUCCUUCAUAACCCAACUCCUCUUCAGCCUUGCGCAGAUGACCAAAGUGUCCAGAGCAGCCAGAGAAGCAGCCACAGAGUGACAGGAUGAGAGCACAGUAGACGUUUCACUUCUCACCCACUCAUUUGUCUCAUUUAGUGAAAGCCGAAUCAGCCAAAAAUCAACCUCUGGCUCAAGAGCACUUGGCUGUAUGUGAAUGCCAGCGCACUCCACGCCUGCGCGGGUGAUGCCAUGCCGCGAAGUCACACCGGCGACGACAGCGGCGGCGGCACCGGGCUCUGGCUGAAGAGCUCCACGGGACGCCGGGCGCAGGAUUACGCACUGAAAGAUGUGGAGUCUGGGAAGAGGACGAUGAAUAACGCGGUGCGUGUGGGCGACGGGCUCCUGUCUCCCGGUGCGGCAGGUGCGGUGGGAGCGGAGAGGACGCAGGGCGCCCGGCUCAGCUUGCUGGGGAAGCCGCUGACCUACAGCGCGCAGAGCGGCCGCAGGAACGCGCGCUACCGGCGGCUCCAGAAUUACCUCUACAACGUGCUGGAGAGACCGCGGGAGUGGGCGUUCAUCUACCACGCUUUUGUGUUUAUCCUGGUGUUUGGAUGUCUGGUUCUCUCGGUGUUUUCCACCAUCCCUGCUCACCAAGAGUUCUCCUCACACUGUCUCCUUAUUCUGGAGUUUGUGAUGAUUGUAGUGUUUGGUCUUGAGUACAUCAUUAGGAUAUGGAGUGCUGGCUGCUGCUGCCGCUACCGAGGCUGGCAAGGACGCCUCCGCUUCGCCAGGAAACCAUUUUGUGUCAUAGACAUUAUUGUACUCAUCGCCUCGGUUGCUGUGGUUUCGGCCGGUAGUCAGGGUAACAUCUUUGCCACUUCUGCACUGCGUAGCCUUCGUUUUCUUCAGAUCCUGCGCAUGGUGCGCAUGGACCGCAGGGGAGGGACCUGGAAGCUCCUGGGAUCUGUAGUUUAUGCACACAGUAAGGAGCUGGUGACUGCUUGGUAUAUUGGCUUUCUGGUGCUGAUCUUCUCCUCCUUCCUGGUCUAUCUUGUGGAAAAGGAAUUCAAUAAGGACUUUGCCACUUAUGCUGAUGCACUGUGGUGGGGCACGAUCACCCUUACGACCAUCGGCUAUGGUGACAAGACCCCGCAGACGUGGACAGGACGCUUGUUAUCAGCCGGUUUUGCUCUGCUGGGAAUCUCCUUCUUUGCACUGCCAGCCGGUAUCCUUGGGUCAGGGUUUGCCCUGAAGGUACAGGAGCAGCAUCGACAGAAGCACUUUGAAAAGAGGAGGAACCCAGCUGCCAGCCUCAUCCAGUGUGUCUGGCGUAGUUAUGCUGCUGAUGAGAACUCGGUUUCCGUUGCUACCUGGAAGCCUCAUUUGAAGGCGUUGCAUACCUGCAGCCCCGCCAAGAAAGAGCAGGGCGAGACUACCUACAGUCAGAAAUUGAGUUUUAAGGAACGAGUGCGAAUGGCGAGUCCUCGUGGUCAGAGCAUGAAGAGCAGACAGACGUCCAUCAACGACCGCCAGCGCUGUUCCCCUGGCAACGAGGUGGUGGGAGGCACCGAGCUGAUGGGCGGCAGCCCGGUGAAAGUGCAGAAGAGCUGGAGCUUCAAUGAUCGCACACGUUUUAGGCCGUCGCUGAGGUUGAAGAGCCAGUCUCGCAAUGUGGUCCCAGAUGUGGACAGUGGCAUGACCACGGAGGAUUCCUUCGAUGAGCGGGGCUGCCAUUGCGAUGUUACAGUGGAAGAUCUAUCAGCUCCACUCAAGGCUGUCAUCAGAGCUGUCAGGAUCAUGAAGUUCCACGUGGCAAAGAAGAAGUUUAAGGAGACGCUGCGUCCCUACGAUGUCAAGGACGUGAUAGAGCAGUACUCUGCGGGACACUUGGACAUGCUCUGUCGGAUCAAAAGCCUUCAGACCAGGGUGGAUCAGAUCCUGGGAAAAGGCCAGAUUCCUGUGGAUAAGAAGAUGAGGGAUAAACUACAUGCAGAUGGAGACUCUCUGGAGGGCAUGAGCAUGCUGGGACGUGUUUGUAAGGUGGAGAGACAGGUGACUUCCAUCGAGUCAAAGUUGGACUCUUUGCUGGACGUCUAUCGCCAAGUUCUACAGAAAGGUCCCUCGACCCUCACCCUCUCCUCCCUGCCUCUGUUCGAGCUGGGCAGCCACCAGCACCACGGCUCCGACUACCAGACUUCCAUCAUCGGCAGGGAUCUUCCAUCUCCUCAGGGAGGGGAUCUGGUGGGAGGAGGAGGUGAUAGCAAUGGGGGCUUACGCCGUUCCCUUAACGCCAACCCGAGGGGCCUGCGUCUCAUCCUGGCACCCGCCGAUGAUGACAUUCCACCGGACUCAGCACCUCCAUCUUACCCCCCGUCCACAGCAUCCCUCUCUCCGUCACCCCUGCUCCCUCCUGAUAGCCCAUACCCCACCUUGGUCACGCCCAAUGGCACAUCCAAAAGAGCACACCUCCCUGACCUGCCGCCCCCUCCUCCGUCAGGUGGGGGUUUCACCCUCCAGCUGCCCCCAGUGGUUCACCCCUCCCAUCACCGUUGCUCUGCUCACUCCAUCACAGAUGAUUUGACAGAUGAAAUGACAGCAGAUAAAGAGAGCUUGGGUCCUUCUGUUGUUGUGGGAUCCAGUGUGGACCCUCACCACGAAGAGGACAGUGAGGCAGUUGCUGUACAGGGGGGGUUGCAGCUGCGGGAGAAAUCUGGCUUGAAAUCUGAGGGGGUGUGGAGGAAGCACAUGAGCCUGGAGAUGAACCCCCUGCUGCUGCUCACGUCUAGCCAAGAUGGGACCCCUGCAGAUUGGGAAGGCAGUCUGGGGAAAUCCAUCUCGCAUAAUCUCAACCAUCCUUUGACCAGCCAUGCCACUGGUCUGUCCUCUGCACUCAACAACAUCAGCAGCAGCAGCAGCAACGGUAGCAAACGUGGCAAUGACCUUAGCAACUGGGAUGGAACAGAAUUCUUCAUUAGCGGUUGCAAGCUAGAACCAGCGGGAGAACACUAUGACUUUCUGUCCCAGAGACCUGACAGCAGUCCAUCCAACCUUUUACAGACUGUGGAGGAGGCUGCACCUCACCCUCGGGGAAAUUCAGAUUUUCUCAAUCAGUCUCCACACAUACAACUGGCAUAACCACGCACAUUCACACUUACACACACACAUACACUCUUGCUUACGGUAUGUACACUCUUUUGAGAAGCAACCUUUACGGUAUUUUUUCAGGACAAUAAACACGUUUCAAAUUGUGCAAUUGAAUGCUGUGUACAUGGACAACGUUUUUAGAUUUUGUCAGACACGAAUCUGUCCACUUUCAUACAGAUUUUAUUCGGCAGAUACUUAUUUAUUUUUUUAUGGGUUUCUAAAAUUAACAUUUAGCCAAUAAGACAAUGAAAGUAUACAUAGAAUAUGUAUGUAAGUGGCCAAAUUCAUGGAAGACAAAAUACACAAACUUUCUUUAGGAGAAAUAGAUGGAGAAAAAACUUUAUAGAAUAAAGAUGUUUUUCAUAUUCAUGAUGUUAGUAGAUAAAAGGAAGACAUGUGCCAACUAGACAUCAGAUUCUACAUGAAAAUACUUUUCAAACUUAAGCUCUACAGGUUCUUUACUUUCAGUUUUAUUUUGGACCUGAACAGUUUUGUCUCAAAACUGAAAAAAGCAGGAGUUUAACUUUUUUUUUUUUUUCCUGAAUUGUGCCAACAUUGAUAAUUAAAGCAGUUAAUAUAAACAGUAGACAAUUCAGUCUCUAUAUUUGACAGGGAGAGUGUUGCACAUAAGAGAAGUGUAUCUGAAACUUGAAUAAGCCACUGCAAUUGAUGGGUCAACCACUCACCACGUGGUGAAACUACAUGAAGUUACAUCCACACACACACUCGCUCUUUCACGUAGACAAACACACACUCACACACAAAUACACAACCACCGAGUCCUCUCAGAAGAGCCAGCUUGACAAAGACUGAGGCUGACCAGUGACUUAUUUCUUACAAUUGCUUGUUUUCAGAGACUUUCUUGGACGAGAAGGAGAGUUCCAACUUAUUCAGUGUCUGUUUUUGGUAGUGUAAAAUGUCUUCUUUUAUGCUUUCAUACAUAUCACUGCAUGGGCUGUUGCCAACAAAAAACAACAAAUGAAUGGAAUGAGAAUAUUUUUUGAUGAGGUGAGGCCUGGUGUCAUGGGAAUAGCUUUAUUUUUAUUUUUAAAAAAAAAAGAAAAAAGAAAAGCUAAAGGUCAAUCUCUGAGCAUGUGUUCAUAUCCCAAGCAUCUCAUUCUGUUCAUCUUCAACCACUACAAAAAAAAAUGUACGUCAUUGUUGAAAUGUCAAAUGAAACAAAAGUGUUGGAACACGUCUCACUUGGUUUGGACGGUAGCUCAGAGAUUUAUUGCUACUGGUCUGGACGCUUUAUUUGCAGCAGGAUUUUCUCAGCUUAGCAUGAGAUGCUGCUUAUCGCAUGUGACAUACUGUUUUCUUCCAAACUGUUAACAAAAAAAGGGACAAACAAAGUUGGCUUGUGUGGAAAUGAUUUUGUCCUAAUUUGAUCGAAUUAGAUAGUGCCAGGUAUAUGGAUAGCCCACUUACUAUACAAUUUUAGGAUGCACAAGAUUAUUAUUUAAUAAUUCUUUUUGACAAACCCUAUCUUUUUAGCUGGGUGCUGGUUGCACCAUAUUCAUGGAUUGUGACUAAAAGUGCACUGUGUUACUUUUAAAUAUCAAAACAUUUGUUACACUCAGCUAUGGAACUAUCAAAUUAGUUCAGACGGUGCUUGAUGAAGUCUAUCAGCUUUACGUGACUUUCUUCUGUGUUUGGAUCGCGUGUCGCCUGGUGACAUCGCCGCGCUGCUCACAGGAAGUGAUUCGUUUUAUGUCGAGAUAGAGGAAGGUCAUAGCAACAUUGUGCUAGAAAAGUGAGACAGCCUCAGACAGGUUUGAGUGUAACUAAGAACAUAAGUAAUGAAUUUUACUGCUCACAAAACCUGGUUGUUCAGCAGUUUGACGGGAUACAUUCUUCUUUUCCCCCGCCCGCCCCUGUGCUGCAGGAUUAUACACACAAACACUCCCUCAGUCAGGUGCAUAUAAUAUUGCUUGACAGAGCCCAUUUUCAGAUGAAGGACCCAACAUACGAACAAAAGCGAUGCAACUUAAAAGGCUGCUAAACAGACCGUAUUCCCGCCUCCCAGCUCAGUGUAAUGUGUUACUGUGCAACAUCUGCAAUGCACAUGCAUUUCUAGCACAGGGGAUCAGCUUCACCUGAGGAAUCCACGGAGAUAAUUCACUUUACGCGCAGUUCUCUUGUUGAUUUAGUCGGCCGUGUAUGUUGUCCUUUGUCAAUGUGUUCAUUCUGCUGCUAACAACGUCAAAAUGUGAUACAGUUUUGUAAUAAAUGAGAGCGAGGGAGAGAUAAAGCGAGAUAAGAA